This is a messenger RNA of Astyanax mexicanus (Mexican tetra), 2964 nucleotides long. Its product is annotated as keratin, type II cytoskeletal 8. The transcript is spliced from 9 exons. Lineage: Eukaryota; Metazoa; Chordata; Actinopteri; Characiformes; Acestrorhamphidae. Gene Ontology annotation, cellular component: keratin filament. The record is from RefSeq and is a predicted model, not a curated record. The coding region runs from base 69 to 1193 and encodes 374 amino acids.
UCCGCUGCUCUGCUCAAACCCUCCUCUUACCUGUGAGAACUUCUCAUCCAGACGUUACCUGAGGCAGAAUGGCACAGAGAGGCAGCAGACCCGGCUUCAGCAGCCGGUCCUACACCCCCUCUAACACCAGGGUCUACCCGAGCGUGGCCUCCUCCAGCGUGGACCCCCUGCUCAACUCACCCGUCAGCAAAAUGGACCCUCAGGACCAGGAGGCCAAAACCAAGGAGAAGGACCAGAUGGUCGGACUCAAUGACAAGUUUGUCGCUUUCAUUGACAAGGUUCGUCAUUUAGAGGAACAGAACAAAAUCCUGGAAACCCGGCUAAAGAUUCUGCUGGAGCAGGACAGCUACAAGGGGAACAUAGACGACAUCGUGAAAGAACUGGCUGCAGAUCUGAGGAGACAGAUUGACGGGCUGGACCGAGACAAGGACAAGCUGGAGUCUGAGGUGGUGAAGUCCAACGAUGAGGUGGACAACACCCGGGACAGGUACGAGAACGAGAUCCAGAAGAAGACUGACCUGGAAAAUGACUUUGUUCUCACUAAGAAGGAUGUGGAUGAUAGUUAUAUGCAGAGGGUGCAGCUGGAGCUGGAGCUGGAGGACAUCACACGCGAGCUGGAAUUCCUCAGGCGUGGAUUUGAUGAAGAGAUAAAGGAGCUCCAGUCUCUGAUCCGGAACGAGACGGUGGUGGUGAAGACGGGAAGUAAUCGGAACCUGGACAUGGAUGAGAUCCUGCAGAGUGUUAAGGCCCAGUACGAGAACAUGGCCUCCCGCAGCCGAGAGGAGGCGGAGCAGUGGAACAAGAGGAAGAUGGACGACAUGGUGCAGAAAGCAGGGAAGCAUGAGCAAGAUGUGAAAGAUGUCAGGAAGGAGAUCUCAGAUACUCAGAGGAGCAUCCAGAGACUCCUCGCUGAGAUUGAAGCUCUCAAGAGGAAGAAAAGUAAUCUGGAAGACGACAUCAGGAACUCUGAGAUCGGCGGGCAGCAAACUCUGGACGAUGCUCGGGACCAAAUCGCACAGCUGGAGGAGGCGCUCCGCAGAGACAAGCAGCUGAUGGCCCGACAGGUCCGCGAGUACCAGGAGCUCAUGAACCUCAAGCUGGCCCUGGACAUCGAGAUCGCCACCUACAGGAAACUUCUGGAAGGAGAGGAGAUGAGGCUGGCUGACCAGAGGCGUGAUCAGUUUGAUUACUAAAAUCAAACCAAAAAUCGAUCCUCGUCCUUGCUUACGCAGACGUCAAGGCCCCAAAGUCCUGUUCGAGUGAGGAGCCUCCGCGAGUCGACUCUCCUGAUAAAGCCAAGAAGUGCCUGCUUAUAAGAAUCGAAGUGAAGGAUGGACACGUGAUUUCUGAGAGUUCACAGCUUGUUUAAGGAUUUUAGCUUCUAUCACUUUAAUGACGUGAUAUAAAGUAGUGAUUUUUACCUCAUUUGAUUCAUUUUGCCUUAGAAACACUUAACAAAAGAGGUCGCAAAUAACAGUGCUUAUAAAACUUACAAAGUAAUGUCUCAACUAAGUAUUAAUUGACACUAAUAAAGUCAUUAUUAAUCAUUAUAUUCAAUCAAUAUUUAAUGCUUAAAAAUGUUUAAACACCAGGAGAGUUAAGAAGACUAGCGCACGCCUCCUCCGAUACAUCUGAAGUCAGACUCCGCCUCUUUUUGAACUGCUGCGGAUGCUGUAGCAUUGCCGAGUAGGUUCUGAUACAUCAGCUCACAGACGCUCAGAGACCUUGUGCUGAUCCACAUCACCCUAGGAGUGAUAAAAGAGGGCAAAGAGCGCCAUCUACUAUACCCACCCUGAGAGAGAGAGAGAACAAUUGUGCUCUCUCAGGGCUCUGGCAGCUGAAGGCAAGCUGCAUGACUGGGAUUCGAACUGAUAGCAAACAUAGUGGCAGCGCUUUAGUCUCCUUGACCAUUUUAUAAAAAAAAAUGAUUAAUAAUGUCUUAUAAUUAAUAAUUAAUUGAUACUUUCUGUUUAAAUACUGUUAAUUAACGUACCCUUUUUGAAAAGUGUUACCCCUGUCUUAUGGACAUAUAAUGUGAUUUAACAAGUGUGACUAAAUGGCAAACUGUGUAGUAGGCCUGUCUAUUGUCUUGUAUCUCUAUUUUUACACUGACAUUCAUUUAACACUUAAGAAGCUUUUAUUUUUAACUUCUUCUAUAAAGUUGCUUAUUUGGAGAUACAAGUUAUUUUGUGUGACACCUAUAAUAUACUAAUAUACUAUAAAAAAUAAAUAAAAUUAUCAAAAUAAUGCAGGUCAAUCACUGUUACAACAUUUUAACAGUUAUUUUACUUACUUUACUUAUUAAAUUUUUUUUUAAUUGAUCAAAUAGACAACUGUGAGACAGCUCAUGAUCACAAUACAGCCCUGGAAAAAAUAAGAGACCACUUAAAAAUGAUGAGUUACUUGAUGAGUUACUUUGAAAACCUCUGGAAUAUAAUCAAGAGGAAGAUGGAUGAUCACAAGCCAUCAAACCACCAAACUGAACUGCUUGAAUUUUUGCACCAGGAGUAAAGCAGCAUAAAGUUAUCCAAAAGCAGUGUGUAAGACUGGUGGAGGAUAUGGAAUUGGGGGGAAAUGUUUUUUUGUCAUUUUACAGAAUAAAAUGUAAUUUAUAAAAUAACACAAUGUUUAUUUUAUUCAAACAUAUACCUAUGAAUAGAAAAAAAGUAGUUUCUUAAUUUUAUCCAGAGCUGUAUAUACUAAUCGUUAUUUUAGUACUUUGAUCUUAUUCUACACAAGAGAAUGUUGAGAUUAGAACAAGGCUUGAGAACCACAUCACUAGAACUACAUUACACCUCUACUCGUCUCAGUCUGGAUAUGAAUCAGGAGAGCCGCUGGUGGACUCAUCACUGCUCCAGGACUUAUUAUUUUUAUUUCUUUACUGUGUUUCUGUUUGUGAAAGUGAAGACAUGCUCGUGUAUACUUGAAUAUCUCAAAAGGGAAAUAAAGAGGAACUUUUCGUGC